Molecule: messenger RNA, 2559 nt
Organism: Nothobranchius furzeri (turquoise killifish)
Lineage: Eukaryota; Metazoa; Chordata; Actinopteri; Cyprinodontiformes; Nothobranchiidae
Gene: dennd6b
Product: DENN/MADD domain containing 6B
Cellular component (GO): recycling endosome
Molecular function (GO): guanyl-nucleotide exchange factor activity
Source: RefSeq, a predicted model, not a curated record
AGGAGGCAGCACGCUCUGGUGCGCUUCUGAUGGAGGAGAGGAGAGGAAGCUGCAGCGAGUCGCGGGGCUGAUGCUCUGACCCGGUCGUGAUGGACCCAUCUGACGGUUUCGGCUCUCCCCGACACGAGGCCACGGCAGACCCUGCGUGGGCGAGCUUCUGCUCCUGGCUGGAGUGUGUGUGUGUCGUUACCUUCGACCUGGAGCUCGGCCAAGCCAUCGAGUUGAUUUAUCCUCAGGACGUGAAGCUCACUGAGAAAGAGAAAACCAGCAUCUGCUACCUGUCCUUCCCAGACUCCUACUCAGGAUGUCUGGGGGACACCAAGUUCACCUUCAGGUUACGUCAGUCUGUGGGUCGCAGGUCAUCCAGAGAGGACGUCUACAACAGAGACGCGCCUGUCACGUUGCAGAAAGAGACUGCACAUUUCUUUGGUUACGUUUAUUUUCGACAAGUGAAGGACGUCUCUGUCAAGAGAGGCUACUUUCAGAAGUCCCUAGUGUUGGUGUCCAAGUUGCCGUACACACACCUGUUUCACUCGCUGCUUCAGAUCAUCGCACCUGAGUACUUUGAGAAGCUUGAGCCAUGCUUGGAAACAGUGUGCAAUGAGAUAGACCAGUGGCCUGCCCCCACGCCUGGUCAGAUGCUUACCCUGCCUGUCCUGGGUGUCAUCCUACAGGUGAGGAUUCCUUCAAAAACAGACAAACCAGCAGGAAGUCCCGUCAGACAGACACUCAAAGAGAGUCUCGUCCCGGCCCCCAUGCUGCUGCAGACCAUUCACGAACUGGACAUGUUCAAGUGUUUCCAGUCGGUUCUGUUCCAUCUGCAGAUGAUGUGGGAGCUCAUGCUGCUUGGGGAGCCACUGGUCGUCAUGGCGCCAUCCCCAACUGUCUGUUCAGAGACCAUCCUGGCACUUGUCAGCUCUAUCAGUCCUCUGAAGUUCUGCUGUGACUUUCGACCCUACUUUACCAUCCAUGACAGUGAGUUCAGAGAGUAUACCACGAGGACUCAGGCGCCGCCUAAUGUAGUUCUUGGAGUCACCAACCCGUUCUUCAUCAAAACGUUCCAGAACUGGCCUCAUGUUGUCCGAUUAGGAGACAUCAGGAUGGCAGGUGAUCUACCGAAGCAGGUGAAGGUGAAGAAACUGAGCAAAUUAAAGACCCUCGACACCAAACCAGGGAUCUACACCUCCUACAAGUCGUUUCUACACAAAGACAAGAUUUUUGUCAAAAGACUACUGAAGGGGAUCCAGAGGAAGAGACCAUCAGAGGUUCAGAGCGCCAUUCUGAGGAGACACCUGCUGGAGCUGACGCAGAGCUUCAUCAUCCCUCUGGAACGAUACAUGGCAAGCCUCAUGCCCCUGCAGAGAUCUGUGACACCCUGGAAGACUCCUCCUCAGAUUCGUCCCUUCAACCAGGACGAGUUCCUGUCCACUCUGGACCAUGCAGGUCCUCAGCUCACCUCCCUGCUCAGAGGGGACUGGAUGGGUCUGUACAGGAAGUUCUUCAGGUCUCCUAACUUUGAUGGCUGGUAUCGUCAGCGCCACAAAGAGAUGACUCAGAAACUGGAGAGCCUCCACCUGGAGGUGAUCUGUGAUGCAGACCUGCUUGGCUGGACCAAAGACAAGUCUGAGGUGGAGAUUGUGGACCUGAUCCUGAAGCUCAAAGAGAAACUGAUUAAAGCCGGCCAGCAGCAGCUGCAGGUUAAAGAUGGAGUUUUAGACAAACUGAACACUUUUAUUAACUCCAUGAUCAGCUCACUGCCACAAGACCAGCAGGCUCUCCUGAACACACCGUGAUCAACACACACACACACACACACACAAAAUAAAGUAGAUUUUCAGUUAAACAAACUUUCUGAAACGUGAGUUGUGUGUGUGCUUUGGUAGUGAGCUCUAAGACUUCAACACUCUGUGAUUUGUAAUUAGAACUGAAUUAUUUUUGUCUCUAAUUAUUUUAUACUUCAGUGGAAAAACAGCUGAGUCACAUGACCGGUGCUGAGUCACAUGAUGCUGAGUCACAUGACCGGAGCUGAGCCACAUGACUGGUGCCGAGUCACAUGACUGGUGCCGAGUCACAUGACUGGUGCUACAACACCUGAUGGGAAUCUGACUCUGUAGAACGGAUGUGGCGUUGUUGUAAUCUGUUCAUGUUUUUAUGAUGUUCUUAAUCUUUUUCAUUCAUAUUAUUUUUAUGUAAGAUGUUAUAUUUUAUCCUCGUGAUGCUGCUUCAGACGCGUUGGAUUAAACAUCGUUUCUAUGCUGUUAUGAAGGACCUGUCAGAGCUCCUCUGGAGGAAACGCGUGAGCGCGCUGACGGCAGAUCCAUCUGGAGCCAUGCUGGGAUUUGGAAUCCCAGAUAAACCGCACAAAUCCAAUUCCGGUCCAUGUUUUAUUUUACAUCUACCAGAACCACCUCUGCUCCCUGAUCAAACUUGUGUUGUCAUGGUAACCAGACUGAAUGACAGCUUAGAGACUGCACUGUAAAUAAAACUCCAUCCAGACGACUCCUUAAAUGUAAACAGAACCCGUUAUAAUUUAUCAGAUUAAAGUUUUAAUUCUUUGAA